Lotus japonicus is the source of this 719-nucleotide messenger RNA. RefSeq names its product early nodulin-93-like. Lineage: Eukaryota; Viridiplantae; Streptophyta; Magnoliopsida; Fabales; Fabaceae. The coding region runs from base 60 to 422 and encodes 120 amino acids. The transcript is spliced from 4 exons. The record is from RefSeq and is a predicted model, not a curated record.
GGUCUUAUCGUGUUUGCUUUACUGAAUUCAAUUUGGUUUUGGAAUUUCAAAGAAGAAGAAUGGGUAUCCCGUCCGAACUCAGGGAUCUGUGGGUCUCCAAAACAAAAACACCUUUCCUUAUUGCUUCUCCAGCUGAGGAGAGCAAGCUUUUGAGGUCUAAGCAAUGUACUAAUGAGGGUGUGCGUGCUGGAUUAAAAGCAGCUACCAUUGCAUGUGUUGCUAGCGCUGUGCCGACGUUGGCUGCAGUUCGCAUGAUUCCAUGGGCGAAGGCAAACCUCAAUUAUACUGCUCAGGCACUCAUCAUAUCUGCUGCAUCCAUUGCCUCAUACUUCAUUGUUGCUGAUAAAACUAUCUUGGAAUGUGCAAGAAAGAAUGCCCGGCUUCAAGACUCUCUGAGGCAUGAUAAUACAGGUGCAUCUUAGAAACUGUAGUACCCAUAGUUGGUCUAGUGCAUAAUGGUGCUGCUACUUGUAAUACAAUCAGCAGGGCUAGAGCAGAUGGUUUUGAAGGUGUAUAUACUUCAAUAAGAUAUUUUGCAUUGUGUGACAAUCAGUUGUAAUUGUGUCUCCCUACGGCUUCAGAAUUCCUAUGUCUAACCUAUGCAGGGGUGUAUUUGUUUUUUCUAGCAUGAGUUGCCAUUUCUAUUUGUCAACAUAAAAAAGAACAGUUGCAAACUUCCAUGAGCAGCAGUUUAACAUAAAGGUCUUGUUCUACUUGCA